Molecule: messenger RNA, 906 nt
Organism: Penicillium roqueforti
Lineage: Eukaryota; Fungi; Ascomycota; Eurotiomycetes; Eurotiales; Aspergillaceae
Gene: xanC
Product: transcription factor xanC
Exons: 4
Coding region: 1-906 (301 amino acids)
Biological process (GO): regulation of DNA-templated transcription
Molecular function (GO): DNA-binding transcription factor activity
Source: RefSeq, a predicted model, not a curated record
AUGAAGAUGGAAGAUCAGUCUAUGAGUCCCAAGGAUGAUAUUCUCAGCCAAACACAAGAUCCACUGGAGAGAAGGAGACUGCAAAACCGCCUUUCCCAAAGAAACCACCGUCGCAAGAUUAGGGAACGCAUUGCAAAGCUUCAAGAUCGCGUCAUCGCCAACGAACUGAGAGCUGCAGCUGCUCUAAACGGAUGGGAUCAGUUAUAUAAUCCUUCGCUGUUCCCGAGGUCUCAUUCCUCUUACUCGGAGACUGAGCCCGUCUUUACCUCGCGCGGUGUCUGUGUCUCCCCUUUAAUCCCAGACCAAUGUACCUCAUUCAUGCCGUCAUAUCCACCGUUCUCGCAAUCAUGGCCAAACGACCUCAACACAUUCCCACAACAGGCGUACCCUGGCGACCUAUCCCAAUUUACUGGACUGAACCAUAUCACAUCACCACCCAGCUCUGGUAUCAGUGGGGAGACAUACCGGGAAAUGAUAAGUACACCGGAGACGUUAGUACCAGACUCUUUGUCUACAGCAGCACCCAAUCAGCCGCUGUACUACGUUGCAACUGAACAGGCAUUACCACAAAUUAUCCAGGUCAUCAACACCAUGUCUCCCCAAUACAAAGUGAUUGUUUUGGUUCCCCCAGAGUCUCCGGCAUCGGCGUCUAUGGCUGUAUUCCCUUCUCCAAAUUAUUCAUAUGGUUCUGGUCAUACCGGGCCAAAUAAUGGUCCUGCAGCACAGCAGUCUGACUCCCAGAGCCUGGGUUGUCUGUGUUAUCCUCAAAAUAUACACCCUGGGCCGCCUGCGUACUCCGCUUCAAAAUCAUGGAUGGGCGGGGGGUCAUAUUUGCAAGCUUGUCCAUUACACAAGAUGGCAAAUUCAAUUACCCCGGGGGGAGCGUUUCCUGUUAGGAUGAUAUGA